Messenger RNA from Lathyrus sativus (Indian pea), 873 nucleotides. NCBI's taxonomy places the organism in Eukaryota, Viridiplantae, Streptophyta, Magnoliopsida, Fabales, Fabaceae. The record is from the annotation of a GenBank genome assembly.
AUGGCUUAUCUUGAGAUCGCAGGAUUCGCAAACAUUUCAAAAAUAAAUAGUUUGAAAGUCGACUCAAGCUUAGUUGUUGCUCUGUUGGAGAAAUGGAGACCCGAAACCCACACCUUUCACUUGCCAACAGGUGAAUGCACCAUAACCCUUGAAGAUACAUGUAUGUUACUAUGUCUACGAGUUGAUGGCAAAGUUAUCAACGGUCCCACCGAGGUAACAAGUGUUAUUUACAUGGAUUACUUGGGGAAGGAACCAAAAGAAGAAGAUAAAAUGAAAGGUUUUGUUAGGAUCACUUGGCUUGAGAGUGAAUAUGAAAACCUAAAAAACAAACCUAACCCCACACAAGAAGAUGUUUUAUUAGAAGCUAAAUUUUUUAUUCUACUUGUGAUCGCAACUAUCUUGUUUCCUGACAAAACUCAAAACCUUUUGCAUUCUUCUUGGAUCCCUUUCGUGGGGGAUCUCAUUGAAUGUGGCACAUAUAGUUGGGGUUCUGUAUGCCUUGCAAAAUUGUAUAGAGAAAUGUGCAAGGCAGUAGAAAAAGAUGUUAGGAGCAUGAAUGGUUGUGCUCUCCUACUAACUUCUUGGGCAUUCACACGCAUCCCAUUGUUCGCUCCUGUCAGCAUGGUGGAACCCUCGUUUCCAUAUGCACAAAGAUGGGCACAAAGGGGAAUGAAUUAUCGUGCAACUCCUCGUUUCCAUCUCCAAGGAUAUCGAAACGCGUUGGACCAUAUGCAAGAACGAGAUUUUAUAUGGAGGCCGUACGUUCAGUACCCGGUGUCGCGUCUAGAAGAUAGUCAAAUCUGGAGUGCAACAACUUACCUUAUUUGUUUCUACAUCGUUGAGAUGCAUCAAACAGAUAGGGUAAGACUCUAG